This is a messenger RNA of Thamnophis sirtalis, 3360 nucleotides long. NCBI's taxonomy places the organism in Eukaryota, Metazoa, Chordata, Lepidosauria, Squamata, Natricidae. The record is from RefSeq and is a predicted model, not a curated record.
GUAGUUCCCCGCCGCCUUCCGUCGUCUGGAGCGGCCGAGGCCCGUGACGCCACACAAGGCCGUCGAGCGCGGCGGGUAGGCCGAGGCGGCGGAGAGCGGUUCUUCAGUCGGCUGUUUUUCCUCUCGCUCGCUCCCUCCCGGCCGGGGACUGGGAACAUGGCCGGGUGCAGCACUUGCGCCGCCGUCGCGGCGCGACUCGUCAGCUCAUCGCUGCCAUCGGCGUGCCGAGGACAGAUCUAUGCCUAUCUACCCAGAAGAAUUCCAUGUGGCCGUUCCUGCUUCUCUGCUUUAGGAAUAAUUGGGACUUGUGAAACUCAGCCUCUAAGAAUUGUUCCUUUUAGAACUUUUUCUGAAACACCAGCAUACUUUGCUUCUAAAGAUGGUGCAAGUAAAGAUGGUUCGGGAGAUGGCAGUAAGAAAACUGCUGGGGAAGGCAGUGGUAAAAAGUCAAGUUCCGGAAACUCAGGAAAAGGUGGAGGCCAGCUGCGAUGCCCAAAAUGCGGUGAUUUAUGCACACACGUGGAGACUUUUGUCUCUUCCACCCGCUUUGUGAAAUGUGAAAAAUGCCACCAUUUCUUCGUUGUGUUGUCAGAAGCCGACUCCAAGAAAAGCAUCCUUAAAGAGCCAGAGACAGCGGCAGAAGCUGUAAAAUUGGCCUUCCAACAGAAGCCACCACCUCCACCCAAGAAGAUUUAUAACUACCUCGACAAGUACGUUGUUGGUCAGUGUUUCGCAAAGAAGGUGCUUUCGGUUGCCGUGUACAAUCACUACAAGAGAAUCUACAACAAUAUCCCUGCUAAUCUGAGGCAACAAGCCGAAGUUGAAAAACAGGCUUCUCUGACUCCAAGAGAAUUAGAGAUAAGAAGACGGGAGGAUGAGUACAGAUUUACAAAACUUCUCCAGAUUGCUGGCAUUAGUCCGCACGGCAACGCUUUAGGGGCAUCCAUGCAGCAGCAGGUGAAUCAACAGAUGCCUCCAGAAAAACGAGGAGGCGAAGUAUUAGAUUCUGCCCAUGAUGACAUCAAGCUCGAAAAAAGCAAUAUUCUGCUGCUUGGACCAACUGGCUCAGGUAAAACUCUGCUGGCCCAGACUUUGGCCAAGUGCCUGGAUGUUCCUUUUGCAAUCUGUGAUUGUACCACUUUGACUCAAGCUGGUUAUGUUGGAGAAGAUAUUGAGUCUGUCAUUGCAAAGCUGCUGCAGGACGCAAAUUACAACGUAGAAAAGGCUCAACAAGGCAUUGUUUUCCUGGAUGAAGUGGAUAAGAUUGGCAGCGUUCCAGGCAUUCACCAGUUACGGGAUGUGGGAGGAGAAGGAGUUCAACAAGGGUUGUUAAAAUUACUGGAAGGCACCAUUGUGAAUGUCCCAGAGAAGAAUUCCCGCAAAUUACGCGGUGAAACAGUGCAGGUUGAUACAACCAACAUCCUCUUUGUUGCUUCUGGUGCAUUUAAUGGUCUGGAUAGAAUCAUCAGCCGGAGGAAAAAUGAAAAGGGACGCUUACCGGUGGUCGUUCCCCUGCACAGCCUGGAUGAGAAAACUCUUGUGCGGAUACUUACAGAGCCCCGGAAUGCAGUCAUUCCCCAGUACCAGGCGUUAUUCAGCAUGGACAAGUGUGAAUUAAACGUCACAGAGGAUGCUUUAAAAGCAAUAGCCAGAUUGGCUCUGGACCGCAAGACGGGAGCUAGAGGCCUUAGAUCUAUCAUGGAAAAGUUACUGCUGGAACCAAUGUUUGAAGUACCCAACUCUGACAUAGUAUGUGUGGAAGUGGACAAAGAAGUUGUGGAAGGAAAAAAAGAACCAGGAUACGUCAGGACUCCAACGAAAGAUUCCUCGGAGGAAGAAUAUGACUCGGGAGUAGAAGAAGAAAGUUGGGCCCGCCAAGCAGAUGCCGCAAACCAUUAAACAGUCAGAAUGUUCCUCAGCAAAAGCACCCGGUGUGUCUGUCUUUGUUUGAGACCAUACAUGGCCCUGCAGGCUGUUGCUAACAUUGGAUUCCUCCUGACUAUAGGACCCAUGGUUGAAAACUUUGGCCUCUCUCUAAUGGGAAACCAGAUCAUGAGUUUCUGUAACAUCACAUUGGGUCUGUUCAGUGGACACGUGGACUAAAAAUGAUAUAAUGUUGAGAAAGUGAACUGUAUAUUAAGUUUUGUUCAAUUAAAAAAAACCCCACAAAAAUGUGCUUUUUAAACUGGCUGAAGAGGGAUGGUAACGCAAACACAUUUUCCCCUUUACCCCCACUCCUCCCUAAGUGCUCCCUAACUCCACUCCCAAUUAGAACCCUGUUGAGCUCAGGACCUUCACAUAUACACGAAAUAUCUUAGGAAGCCUGCAGUCUUUCCUAAAACUAAGAAUAAUCCAGCAAUUCCCCUCUGAGGUUAAACAACACGUUCGCAAACAACUAUAGUUGCUACAAACAAAAAAACACUGAUCUUGUGGUUUGUCACCAUCAUAAAAAAAAAAAAAGAUUUGAAUGGUCAUUGGGCAAAGGCAAAUUUCCCAAGUCCUGCUUUAUUUUGCUCAGUCUUAAGUUAAAAUGCAGUGCUGAUACCAGCAAUAUUUAGAUAUUAUUUGCAAUGAAACUGGAAAAUGGGCAAGUUAUUUUAUAUAUGAAUACACGAUUUUGGUUAUCUUGGUUUGAGGAUCAUUCAGUAUGGGUUAAUAGCUCUCCUUUAAAUGCAGUGGGAGCUGGAGUUUCUUGUUAUGUUUAUUUUGGAGACCACCAUUAAAAAUGGGAUAUUGAAGCUUAAAAGGCUGUAUUUUCACCCACAAAUUUAUUGUCAUGCAUCCAGGUUGCUCUAAACAGACUGUACAAAGGCCAUAUUUUAGAUUAUUGCAGUCUGUUUCCCUAAAAACAUAAUGCAAUGCAUUAAAUAAUUAUGUGUAAUACCAAAGGUUUUUAAUAUUUAAAAAUAUAUGUCACUUAGGGGAAAAAUAGAUGUGUUAUAAGAACAGGUGAAUUAAAGGAGGGGCUGCACCCUUUAUGAGGAGAAUAAUGAUUUAGAAACAGUCCAAUACAACAUUGAAAAUGUUACGCCAAUUUUUUUUAAUAUUGUAGAUUAAUUGAACCUACUGAAACCAUCAAGCAUCAGUUUUUUGGUGCCAGAUAUUUUCCCCAGAUUACCUUAUACCACAAAAGGACACCAGAACAUAACAAAAUUGUAUAUUUUUCAAUAUUAUCAGUAGGCACUGUUUGCACAAAAUUCUUAUUUAAAUUAUAAGCUCAAAUGCUGAUACGGCAUCCUGUUACUUUUAAAUCUCUUUUGUUUUUCAGUUAACUCGAUCCUUCAGUAUCUGUAAAAACACGGAAAAAGGAUCGCUAAUGUUCUUGAUUCAUUUCUGAAAAUUAAAGUCUCUACCUGCAAA